AUGUCUGCCCCGGUGGAUCAUGACACAGACCAAAUCGCAGACAACGGGGAUACUCGCAUGAUAGAGAACGACACAGAAUCGCACGAUCCCCGCCCGCGGAAAAGACGGAAAUACAUCGCAAAGGCAUGGUGGGUCACGUUCAUCCUUCCCGGUAUUAACUGUCGAAAGCUCAAGUUCAUACUGAAACCACGAACUAUAGUAACGAGUGCAAGCGUCGGAAAAUCAAGUGUAAUGGUGAGACGCCAUGUCAAAGGUGCGGAAGGCAGCGGAUUGGAUGCGUGUACCAGGAGGGACAGCGACAAGAAAUCACCGCGAAUGAACAGUAAGCGCAGGUCCGUGGGGCGGAGAGAAGUUAGACUGAUGGAACCUAGCGGAUUCGAUCAAUUGUGCGAGCAGAUGAAAGCCAUGCAGGAGCAAAUCACUGCUUUGACGGCCGCCGUUCAUACACUUACUCAAGGUGCUGCUGCUCCGACGUCAUUCACGCGACCGGACCAGACCUGUUCGUCUGUCUCCUCGCAGAGGCAUUUUCGGCGUGUCUCAUCGGCGAAGGGUUUGACUUUUCAAGGUCCCACAACCUCCGCGUUUAGUUUUGAUAUUGCGAAAUCGAGUCUUCAGCGGCGUGGGAUCGUCGAGCGCAAUGAUGCUGGGGAGGACGGGGAUUUGACCCAGGAGCCGUCGCCUAUGCCGUCGCCGCCCUCACCGACCCAGGUGUUGCAUACACGACGGGGUGACCCUCUAUGGACUAUUGGAAAGGAUGAAGCCCUUAGAUUAUGCAGGUUACUCAACCAGGUUGAGAUUCUAUAUGGCCAGGUGGGAACAGAGGCCUGGUCGGAGGGGUCUGUACCGCAGAACGGUGAUACGAAGCUGGAUGGUUACGACGUACAUAUUCUCAGACUGGUUCUUGCGUGCGCAAUAACGGCCGAGGCAAGCGGAAACAGCGAUUUGGCUAUGCGGCUGUUUGAAGAUGUACAGGAGGUGGCAGAUAACUGUGUCUGGGGGCCUCCGGACAUCAGAGGUAUUAUAUUUCUGACGCUGGUGUCGAUUUUCUACUUUCAAAUGGACGAAGAAGCACUUGCCUGGAGGACGAUCGGUAUCGUGGAACGUAUGUGUCUGGAGAAAGGUCUUCACCGACGGGAAACAUUGGAACAGCCGGCUAUUCUGGCCGAAGGAAAGGAGCGUAUUCUACGAUUAUUCUGGUCCAUAUAUGUUCUGGACAUGCGCUGGAGCUUCGGGACGGGCAUGCCCUUUGCCUUGGAAGACACGGACAUUGACCCGUGGCUUCCAGAGCCCGAGGAAAAGACCCCCUACUUGCGGGUGAUGAUUCGGUAUAGUCGCAUUGCGGCAAAGGUCUGGAAGUUCAUAUCAGCUUUCAACAACACCAACGAGAUCAAGAAGGACGAGAUGAACUAUCUAGACUGGCAGGUCGUACGAUGGACUGCUGCAAUUCCUGAGUCCCUGCGUCUUGACCAGCCAUUGGAUCAGGUGCAACAAGAGCCACGGAGUAUCCGUCGACUGCGGUCUUUACUUUACCUGCGAGCCAACCAGCUGAGGAUGCUCAUCUAUCGACCGGUACUGUACUCAGCGGCUCAUAUGAUGCGUUAUCCAGCAGAAUCGCAAAUAAUCGUUGACCUUGCCAAAGAAACAAUCCAGUUCAUCACAAAACUCAACCAGACGUCAGAUAUUUACCGUCUCCAACAGGUCACAUUCAACUGGUUUCUCGUGUCAGCCCUUGCCGUUCUGUUCCUCGCCGUAUCGCACACACCUGCCCAAUUCAGUGCGCACUCUAGAGAGGAGUUCUACAUGGCUCUGGAACUAGUGAAAGGCUUCUCGCCGCGAUCAUAUGUAUCCCGGCGACUGUGGAGGUCAAUCAAGGGCCUUCGAAAACUGGGGCCUCAACUUGGGCUGCAGACCCACCAACAGCCCGAAGAGACGGCUCGUACCGCACUCGAGCCAGCCGCUGGUGCUGUAGCGGUGGACUCAAUGGAACAAGUGCCGGCACCUAGCACGCAGAGUCAUACAACACCCGACGGAGCUCAGAUGACACGGGAGCUGAUGGAAUGGUUCGAAGCAGUGGGUAAUAUUGAAGACCAGAUCAUGUCAGUGGGGACGGGGGUGCAGACCUACGAGGAACCGUGGCAGUAUGGAGCUCGCAUGGGGAAUGGCUACACGUUUGACUUUGGAGGUGAGCUGUCAAGCUUAAUGAAGGAUUGCUUCUGA
Messenger RNA from Aspergillus nomiae NRRL 13137, 2217 nucleotides. Its product is annotated as putative C6 transcription factor. Gene Ontology annotation, biological process: DNA-templated transcription; positive regulation of transcription from RNA polymerase II promoter by galactose. Gene Ontology annotation, cellular component: nucleus. The transcript has 3 exons. The coding region runs from base 1 to 2217 and encodes 738 amino acids. Lineage: Eukaryota; Fungi; Ascomycota; Eurotiomycetes; Eurotiales; Aspergillaceae. Gene Ontology annotation, molecular function: DNA-binding transcription factor activity, RNA polymerase II-specific; RNA polymerase II cis-regulatory region sequence-specific DNA binding; zinc ion binding. The record is from RefSeq and is a predicted model, not a curated record.